This is a messenger RNA of Piliocolobus tephrosceles (Ugandan red Colobus), 2273 nucleotides long. RefSeq names its product coenzyme Q3, methyltransferase (gene COQ3). Gene Ontology annotation, biological process: ubiquinone biosynthetic process. Lineage: Eukaryota; Metazoa; Chordata; Mammalia; Primates; Cercopithecidae. Gene Ontology annotation, molecular function: 3-demethylubiquinol 3-O-methyltransferase activity; polyprenyldihydroxybenzoate methyltransferase activity. The coding region runs from base 967 to 2073 and encodes 368 amino acids. The record is from RefSeq and is a predicted model, not a curated record. The transcript is spliced from 7 exons. Gene Ontology annotation, cellular component: mitochondrion.
CCCUAUUCCUGAAUGGUAAAUUUCACUAAUUGAAAGAACUCUUUACCAAUUUGACCCUGCCUGUUGAAAAUACAGAAUAUUUUUUUGCCUUCAAUGUUGGAGAUUUGUCAUUGUUCUUACCCCAAAGAAGGACUUUUUGUGCAUAUAGAGGUAGAAUGUUACUGAUCACUGUUCCUAGCUCUAAAUGAAGUUUGCCUAGACGGAGCCACAAACGCCUACUACGUGAUGUAUGUACCCGGUACAGGAUAAUAGUCAUUUGCAGAAAAUAAGUUUUACAUUUGGCCUUCUGGCCAUCUGAUAUUUGAGUGCCUUGAAAGGAGAAAGAAUUCUUCCCUUGAGGAAGAAAUGCUCCCAUACUCUUGCGAUUCUUAGCAUUAGGGUCAGCGUCUUACAGGAAUAUAAAAGUCCUUGAAGAGACAUCUGUUAAGUGUGAAAUAGAGCUACAUGGCAAUAAAAGAUCACACAGCACAAAGUAAUGGCCUGAUUAAUGAUUAAGGUCAACUUCGAACAUGAGGUUUCAGGUGGUCUUAUAGAAAUAAAGGCUCUUCAAAGUUGUUUAUGAUAGUAAAAAUAUCUUAACAGUUUCAUUGCAUGUAGUUUGCUAGAUGAGCGUGAAAGUAUAGCCAUACAUACACAACACUCAAUACAAUCAUGAAAAUUGGCUGCAGGCCGGGCGCGAUGGCUCACGCCUGUAAUCCCAGCACUUUGGGAGGCCAAGGCGGGUGGAUCACCUGAGGAGGUCAGGAAUUCGAGACCAGCCAACAUGGAGAAUCGCUUGAACCCGGGUGGCGGAGAUUGCAGUGAUCCCAGAUCAGGGACUGUACUCCAGCCUGGGCAACGGAACAGACUCUGCAAAGGAGAGAAAAAAAAAAGUCGGUUGCAGAGGGCGAAAGUGGAUCUCGGAACCUUUAUGUUGGGGAUCUUUUUUCGGGAGGGACCGGAAAAGAGGUGGGAUCGUUUGUCGCGAUGUGGGGCGGCGGUAAGCUGGGCUCCUCGGUGGGUUGGUUUUUAAGAGUGCUGGGGCCUGGAGGCCGUAAUACAAAAGCUGCACGUCCUCUAAUUUCCUCGGCGGUUUAUGUGAAGAACCAGCUCAGUUGGAUGCUACAGAUUAAACCAGGGGUUUUCAAUGAAUACAGAACCAUGUUCAAAUCCUACAGGACGACCUUUUCCUGUCUGAACAGAAUAAAGAGUUUCAGGUACCCUUGGGCGAGACUGUACAGUACUUCCCAAACCACUGUCGACAGCGGGGAGGUAAAAACCUUCUUGGCCCUGGCUCACAAAUGGUGGGAUGAGCAAGGAGUAUAUGCACCUCUUCAUUCCAUGAAUGACCUGAGGGUGCCAUUUAUUAGAGACAAUCUUCUGAAAACAAUUCCUAAUCACCAGCCAGGAAAACCUUUGUUUGGGAUGAAGAUUCUUGACGUUGGCUGUGGUGGUGGGCUGUUAACUGAACCUCUAGGGCGGCUUGGGGCUUCAGUUAUUGGAAUCGAUCCUGUGGAUGAGAACAUUAAAACAGCACAGUGCCAUAAAUCAUUUGAUCCAGUCCUGGAUAAGAGAAUAGAGUACAGAGUGUGUUCCCUGGAAGAGAUUGUGGAAGAGACUGCAGAAACAUUUGAUGCUGUGGUAGCUUCUGAAGUUGUAGAACAUGUGAUUGAUCUAGAAACAUUUUUACAGUGCUGCUGUCAAGUGUUAAAACCCAGUGGUUCUUUAUUCAUUACUACAAUCAACAAAACACAGCUUUCCUAUGCCUUGGGAAUUGUUUUUUCAGAGCAAAUUGCAGGUAUUGUACCAAAAGGUACUCAUACAUGGGAGAAGUUUGUUUCACCUGAAACACUAGAGAGCAUUCUGGAAUCAAAUGGUCUGUCAGUUCAAACAGUGGUAGGAAUGCUCUAUAACCCCUUCUCAGGUUACUGGCAUUGGAGUGAAAAUACCAGCCUUAACUAUGCAGCUCAUGCUGUGAAAUCCGGGGUCCAGGAACACCCAAUGUCUGCUGAGUUUGCUUUCAAGGGAGAAACAGAAGAGCUCCAAGCUAAUGCGUGCACCAAUCCAGCUGUGCAUGAAGAGCUGAGGAAAUGAAUUGUUUCUGAGGACUAUAGUAAUAUGGCUUGGACAUCUGAUGUUUUCAAAUAUAAGAAAUAUAUCAUUUAUCCUUUGAGAGAGAAUCAUGAAGAAAAGAAGGUCAAUAAAAAGGGCUAAAACCUUGAUCAAAAGUUUUUGUUAUUUCAUCUAAUAGCUACUUGCAAGGGAUUCUAUGAAUAAAAAGUUUUGUCAAGAUA